AUGUCGAGCAACAUCUUUUCAGUGGGGACAGUCAUGCAUCAGAGUCCCUUGUGCCACGAUGACCCUUUCGGAGUUAUUUUAAAGUCGCUCACAUUUUUCGGCGUGUUCCUGGACGGUUAUGCCCCGGGAGGGUCGGUAAAUGGGAAACUCACCGUCGCCUACCGUUACGCAACGUUGACUUACAUGCACUGCGUCGUCCUGGCUCACCUGUACGGUGUUUGUUCAGGCAUCACAGGUUGGACCGACAUUAUCACGAUGUUCAUCGCCGGGUCCGCAGUGUUCACCAUGGACUUCCUGUCCCUCCGGUCGCGUAGCAUCAAGGAACUGCUGUCAACGCUACGUGCCUGCACCGGAGACACCUCGCUCGCAGCGCACCACCGAUUGUCUCAACGGGCUCGUCUAGGCGUCACUGCCAUCUGGGUCUAUUUAGUGGCCUUCAUCGUGAACAGCAUAUGCAGCGUGUCAGUCUCCCACCCGCAAGACACUUGGAACACUUACUUUCUGGGCGUCAACGCGUCUCACUUCUCCGUGUCCACCGCGCGUGCAGCGGCCAUUAUUGUGACGAGCUUGCGCCUGUAUUUGGUUGACGGUCCCUGGUUCUUCUUCAUGGGUUUGUUUGUGAUCAUCUGCUGGGUGUUGCAAGCUAGUUUCGAGGAUCUCGGCUCCAAAGUUGCCGAUGACUGUGAUUUGACUCCCGAAGACGUUGGAGGGUUGAAGCGACGUUACCACCACUUGACGACGGUAGUGAAUGACGUAAAUGACAAUUUUUCGCCCUCGCUCUUUGCAUGGUACGUAACGGUACUUGUGGCUCUGUGUUCCCGGUUCUCAGCUAUAGUCACGCGUACGAGCACGGAGACGAACCUGGUCUUCUGGUGGGUGACUCACUUGUUGGGCCUGCUCUGGACGUUAGCCAUUAUGUUUGGCGUGUCGAUCGCAGCUGCAGAAGUGAACGAAUCACCCACGAAAAUCCUUGCUAGCGUAGAAGCAGCGGGCUUCAGAACGGCUGACAAAAGAAAUGAUCUGGCUAAGAUGUGCAUGUCGGUACAGCUGUGGGUGCUGGGGAUGAGGCACCACUGCGCCAGACUAACAGGAUGGAAUUUUUUUACCAUCAGCAGGCCUUUCAUCCUCAGCCUGAUCGGAGUUAUUGUCACCUAUACCGUGAUAAUUAUUCAGAUGAAUCCUGAGCUCAUGAUGAAAUUACAAAAAGGAAUAUAAUAUGAUAGACAAGUGUGACGGCGGCACACUAUAUGCCGUUGCCAGCUCUUGGAAUGUGCUUUGGUAC
Molecule: messenger RNA, 1282 nt
Organism: Ornithodoros turicata
Lineage: Eukaryota; Metazoa; Arthropoda; Arachnida; Ixodida; Argasidae
Exons: 1
Coding region: 1-1215 (404 amino acids)
Biological process (GO): sensory perception of taste
Cellular component (GO): membrane
Source: RefSeq, a predicted model, not a curated record